This is a messenger RNA of Sclerotinia sclerotiorum 1980 UF-70, 1932 nucleotides long. RefSeq lists its product as hypothetical. NCBI's taxonomy places the organism in Eukaryota, Fungi, Ascomycota, Leotiomycetes, Helotiales, Sclerotiniaceae. Bases 1 to 1932 code for a protein of 643 amino acids. The transcript has 4 exons. Gene Ontology annotation, cellular component: nucleus; cytosol. Gene Ontology annotation, molecular function: cysteine-type endopeptidase activity; cysteine-type deubiquitinase activity. The record is from RefSeq and is a predicted model, not a curated record.
AUGGCGACCAAAGUUAUGAAGAUGUAUAAGGCACCUCCAUUUCUCACCUUUGAUUCUUCCAACUCUGCCGGAUACAAUUAUACGGAAGCGUUCAAAUACAAUCCGCGAUCAUUUCUUAUGAAGAACCCAAAGCAAAACAAGCUGUACGCACAAUAUUUCGCGCCAUCGAAGAUUUAUCGACGACGGUUCUCGCGUGGCAGGAAAAUGUCUUCUCCUGCAAGAUCAGCUUCUUCGUCUUCCAGUUCUUCUACAAAUGGUUCAAAGUCAUCUGUUUCACCACCACCAACAAGGCCUUCUGAUCACCAUCCUUCGGCAAAGUCUAAUCCACGUUCAAGGAUGUCUACUUCUCCUUCUGCAAAAUCAUCUGCUUCUCCUCCACCAUCAAAGUCUUCUAUUUCUUCUCCAUCGGAAAAGACAGUUGAUACUACUGUUCAGUUAAUGACAUCUAAUUCUCCUCCGCCAUCAGAGUUAUCUGCUCCCACUCCUCAUUUAGAGAAUUCUGUUUGUCCUUCAUUGGAAAACAAAUCUGACAACACCCCUUCAUUUGUUGCUUCUGCUUCGUCAAAUCUACCUCUAUCCUCACUUCCUCCGUGCGCCGUUUCAGCACCUUCUAAAUCUCCUGGGUUAUUGUCUCCUUCAUCCGCUAUCAAAGACGAAAUCACCACGAAGCCCAAAUCUUCUAAUGAAGCACUUCCUGAGACGAAGAGCAACAAGAUCAAGCUCAAAUUCGUUGAACCAUCGAAGUUUUACUCUGCUAAAAAUGAAAACUCCACUACUAAAUGUAGUUCUCCGAAGAGAUCACGACCAGAUGAUGAGGAUGAUGAAACUGCUUCUAAAAUGGGAUCACCAAAGAAGCGACGACUUAAUCCCAAGGCCUCAAAAGUCCCUGCCCAGACAGCUAUCCCCUCCAAGCCGGGUGCAAAACCCUCGAAGGAGGAAUUGGAGAAGAUACGCAGUGAUUCGCUGAAGAAACGAAGAUAUUUGGCCUCGAAAGUACGAAAAGACUCAACCCGCAUGCCAACAGCUGCCCAGAGGGGAUUGGCCAAUGUUACUGGAUAUGCAUGCUACAGAAACAGUUUAUUACAAGGUCUUUUCCAUCUUCCCAAAUUCUUCAAUUUUUUGAUUGACCAACAUCCUGUGGACACUUGCAAUAUACCUAGAAAAGAUUGCUUGGCCUGCGCUCUUUGCCACUUGUCUUCGAAAUACUGGACUGUUGGCUUUCCUGCCAAGGAGAUCACAAUCAUGCUGCGAAGACUCGAGGUCCAGUGCAAGCGUCUUGGGUGGUAUCCUGGACCCUCUGGGCAAGGUGAUCCUCAUGAGCAAAUUACCUGGAUGUUGGAAAAGAUCGACAAACAGAUGAAGGCUUCGAGCGUUGCCAGUAUGCAGUCAAUAAUGCAGCUUGUUCUAAGCAGCAGAAUCACAUGCGAUAAAUGCCACAAUGUCUCAGUGGGAGACUUACAAGAUGAACUAGCCUUGUCCGUACCUCUCAAACCGCGUAUCCGAGGUGGUUCUCUUUCCUCGUACUUGCAUAAAUACUUGGAUGAGACGAUCGAAGGUUACAGGUGCGAGAAGUGUAAGAAGGUAGGGGACGUUCAUCGUGUACAGUCGAUCAGUCACGCACCAGAUAUCUUGUUCGUUCAGCUUAAACGGUUUGGUUAUGAUGGCAGAAAGGAUAAGCUUACGCUUCCCAUCGACCAUACCCUUGACCUCAGUCCUUAUCGCGACCCUAGUGGAAGCAAGGACUCCAUGGAGUACGAGCUCGUAGCGUCUGUUUCGCAUUCUGGCAGUCUCGACUAUGGACAUUACAUCUGUGAUGCUCGUGGACCCGAUGGUCGCUGGAAUUGCUUCAAUGAUGCAUAUUACGACCCUACGACUCUGGCAAAGGCUCUGGGGAGUAAUCAACCAUAUUUGCUAUUCUACCAACGCAAGUAG